Messenger RNA from Cannabis sativa, 3569 nucleotides. RefSeq lists its product as uncharacterized. The record is from RefSeq and is a predicted model, not a curated record. Gene Ontology annotation, molecular function: beta-glucosidase activity; glucosylceramidase activity. Bases 424 to 3276 code for a protein of 950 amino acids. The transcript is spliced from 20 exons. Gene Ontology annotation, cellular component: membrane. Gene Ontology annotation, biological process: glucosylceramide catabolic process; carbohydrate metabolic process. NCBI's taxonomy places the organism in Eukaryota, Viridiplantae, Streptophyta, Magnoliopsida, Rosales, Cannabaceae.
CUUCUACAAAAAUUCGAUGAUUGAAUAAUCAAUUCUUUACUUUUUUUUUAUAAAAGAAAAAGAAAAAACAAAAGAAAAGAAGAGUAAGAUUGAAGAAAUGUUAUAAUAUUAAUAUCUAACAAAUCCAUCCUCAAAAGAAAAAUAUCUAACAAACCGAAGCUCGUGUACGACCCACUUCCAGUUCCAAGUUCCAGCUUCCCAACCGCUCCCAUUGGCCGUCCCCUAGUUCCCAAUAUAUAUUUAUAUAUAAAAUAGUCUUUAUAUAUAUAUAUAUAUAAAAAAAAAAAAAACAUUAUUCACUUGUAUUAUUGUAUAUACAUUUUAAAUGUUAUCUCUGCUUUUCUCUUAGUUGCCCUCAUUUCGCUUGGUUGUCUGCUCAAAUUGAUAGCCUCAAUUUUUUAUUUUUUUUUUCAAAAAAGGAAAAUGGAAAAUGGUUAUGAAGAAGAGUGCGAAAUUGAACUUCCUUCUCAGUUUUCUUCACACAAGGUUAAUCCUGGGAAACCUGCUGCCCUGACUUGGCAACGGAAAUUAGACAGUAUUGAAAAAGUUCCUUCAGAGUUCUCUGUCAAUUUUAGUGAGACAGUUCAGAUGGCCCCUCUUGGUAUUCGGAUGUUGAGACUUGUUAGACAAGAAGCAGCAGAAGGAAAAAUAUCAAUGUUUGACAUGUUCAAGAAGCGCCAUAUUACAAGUAACCACGGUGUUCCUUUAGGUGGUAUUGGUGCAGGAAGCAUUGGAAGAAGUUACAGAGGCGAGUUUCAGCGUUUUCAACUAUUUCCCACAAAAUAUGAGGAAGUCCCAGUUUUAGCAAAUCAGUUUUCAGUUUUUGUUAAACGGCCCAGUGGUGAGAGAUACUCAACUGUAUUAUGCCCUAAGAGCCUAGAGGUGGCCAAAGAAUUCAAAAAUUCUGGCAUUGAAUCAUGGGAUUGGAAUUUGGAUGCAGAGAAGUGUACAUACCAUGCUCUAUUUCCCAGAGCUUGGACAGUCUAUGAUGGUGAACCUGACCCAGAACUUGUAAUUGUUUCACGUCAAAUUUCACCAUUUAUUCCCCACAAUUACAAAGAAACCAGUUUUCCUGUAUCAGCAUUUACUUUCACGGUAACUAACAAAGGGCGGACCUCUGCGGAUGUAACCUUGAUGUUUACUUGGGCUAAUUCAGUUGGUGGGAUCUCUGGAGCUUCUGGUGAUCAUUAUAACUCAGAAAUGAAGACAGAGAAUGGAGUGCAUGGAGUACUUCUACACCACAAAACUGCAGAUGGACAGUCUCCUGUUACUUUUGCCAUAGCAGCAGAGGAAAUGGAUGAUGUCCAUGUUUCUAAGUGCCCCUACUUCUUAAUAUCUGGUAGUUCCAAGGGUAUCACAGCAAAAGAAAUGUGGAAUGAAAUAAAAAAGUACGGAACGUUUGAUCACCUUGACUGCAAUGAGACUUCAGUGCCUUCAAAACCAGGGUCAACUAUUGGAGCUGCCAUAGCAGCAACUUUGACUAUCCCAUCUGGUGCUGUACGCUCUGUGACAUUUUCAUUGGCAUGGGACUGCCCAGAAGUGAGAUUCAUAGAGAAAACUUAUCAUAGGCGGUACACAAAAUUUUAUGGUUCUCAUGGUGAUGCAGCUGCCAAUAUUGCCCGCGAUGCCAUCCUUGAGCAUGCUGAUUGGGAAUCUCAAAUAGAAGAAUGGCAAAGACCUAUUCUUGAAGACAAAAGGGUUCCUGAAUGGUAUCCAAUCACUCUUUUCAACGAGCUCUAUUAUCUCAAUGCAGGAGGGACAAUUUGGACAGAUGGAUCGCAUGCAUUGCAACGUAUAUCAACUGUUGGAGAAACAAAAUUCUCCCUUAGAAGUCCCAAACUAAUUGCCAAAGACACCAUAGACAUGUCCCGUAACAAUGAUACUGCUGUUGAAAUCCUUGAAAGGAUGACAUCUGUCCUUGAGCAAAUACAUGGUCCUGCUAUGAAAAAUUCUGCUUUCGGAGCAUAUUUGCUCAAUGAUGAAGAAGAAAAUAUAGGACAAUUCCUUUAUCUUGAAGGACAAGAAUACAUAAUGUGGAAUACCUAUGAUGUCCAUUUUUAUUCAUCUUUUUCUCUACUAAUGCUAUUUCCAAAACUUGAACUAACCAUCCAGAGAGACUUUGCAGCAGCUGUAAUGAUGCAUGAUCCUAGCCGUAUGAAGAUCAUGAGUGAUGGGAAAAUGGUUCCACGAAAAGCUAUUGGUGCUGUUCCACACGAUAUAGGAUUAAACGAUCCUUGGUUUGAGUUAAAUGCUUACAAUUUGUUUAACACAGACAGAUGGAAAGACUUAAACUCAAAGUUUGUUCUCCAAGUUUACAGGGAUGUGGUUGCUACUGGUGACAAAAGUUUUGCCAAAGCUGUUUGGCCCUCGGUCUACAUGGCAAUGGCUUUCAUGGAUCAAUUUGACAAGGAUGGAGAUGGAAUGAUUGAGAAUGAAGGGUUUCCUGAUCAGACAUAUGAUGCAUGGUCUGUUACUGGUGUUAGUGCAUACUGUGGUGGCCUGUGGGUGGCCGCUCUCCAGGCUGCUUCGGCCAUGGCUCAUGAGGUUGGAGAUGAAGCAUCUGCAAACUACUUUUGGAUUAGAUAUCAAAAGGCAAGAGGUGUCUAUGACACUUUAUGGAAUGGUUCCUACUUCAAUUAUGAUAAUAGCAAUGGUAGUUCAAGUUCGUCUAUUCAGGCUGAUCAGUUGGCUGGACAAUGGUAUGCCGAAGUGUGUGGUCUUUCGCCAAUUGUUGAUGAAGACAAAGUGAAGCUUGCACUUGAGAAAGUUUACAGUUUCAAUGUGCUAAAAAUGAAAGGAGGUUCACGUGGAGCUGUGAACGGAAUGCUGCCUGACGGAAGAGUUGACAAGUCGGCUAUGCAAUCAAAGGAAAUAUGGGCUGGCGUAACGUAUUCUGUUGCUGCUACGAUGAUUCAGGAGGGAAUGGUUGAAAUGGCAUUCAAGACUGCAGCCGGUGUUCACCAAGCAGCCUGGUCUCAACAAGGCCUUGGAUACUCAUUUCAGACUCCGGAAAGUUGGAACGUAGAUGACCGAUACAGAUCUCUCUGCUACAUGCGUCCAUUGGCCAUAUGGGCCAUGCAAUGGGCCUUGACAAAGCCCAAGAUCACUAAACAAGAAAUGAAUUACAAAGACGUAAAAGAAGACCAUUCAUAUGCUAGACAACAUGCUGCAUUUUCCAAAGUUGCAAGCCUCUUGAAGCUCCCAGAGGAGGAAGCCAAAGGCUUUCCACAGAUGCUAUACGAAUUAACCUGCAGAAGAUUCUCACACUCACACUGAUUCUUUUGGUCAAAUUAUACAAUAGAACCAUAUAUAUAUAUUUCAUGAUUUCUAAAAAAAUAAUUUUACAAAGUGUGAAAAAAACGAUUAAAUGCCACCAUUGGCACAAUUGUACGAUCGGGGACAAACAAUUAAAGCCUGUUUAGUGAUUCUGUUUCGCUUGGAUUGUUACAGAAAUUAUUUGAAUCACACGGUGAUAUUAAUAAUGACCCUUGAUUAUUCUGUUUGUAUAACUUUGAACCUAAAUUUCUAAUUACAUGUUUUGUAAUUUAUUAAAUGAGGAAUUAUUUCAA